AUGCAUUGGAUACUAUCCCCCGAGCCGCCUGUGCCCACACUUGCAGUGCCUCUAGUUGAAAACCUCAUCUCUAGCCAGGAAUUUAUUUCUGCAGAGAAUCCAAUCGCUUGGAUGAAGCAAAAAUUAAUGAUAAAUGAGCAAGAAAUCCAACAGAUUGCCUGUCUUACCACUGGUCAAAAGGAAAAUUGCAUGUGGUCAUCUGUUAGGAAGAAUAGAUUAACAGCUUCAAACUUUGGUUGUGUUUUGGCAGCGAUCAAGAGAAAUAGGUAUACUUUUUGCUCCUUAUAUAACACAUAUCCUGUCUCCUUAUACAAAAGAUUAUGCUCAGUUUAUGAUCUGUCAAAGAAGGAUGCCAUUAUUUGGGGGACAUGCAAUGAAAAAGUCGCAAUUGAAAAGUAUAGAGUUUUUGGGGAUGCAGUUGUAGAGCAAACAGGUAUCUGGCUACACUGUAAUGGGGUUUUUGGGUCAAGCCCCGAUGGACUCAUUCGUCGUCCUGCUGCAUUCGGAUUCAGCUAUCAGAAUCCAGGACUCGCUUACAUAUUAGAGAUGUCAAACGUUAAGCCAGAAAUACUGGAGGUGAAAUGCCCCUUUUCAGCAAAGAAUAUGACAAUUCCAGAAGCUAUUGAAAAAAUACAUGAUUUCUGCCUAGAUAAUAAUAAGGUUCAGGAUUUUAAUGGAGUCAAGUCCUUCAAGCUACGAGAGAACCACCAAUACUAUGAUCAAGUGCAAGGACAGCUUCAGAUAACUGGGAAAUCCUUGUGUGAUUUUAUGGUCUGGACACCAAAAGACUGUGCGAUUGUGAGAAUUAACAAAGACAUCAAUUGGGAGAUCAACAUAUCUGUUUUGACGGACUUUUAUUUCUGUAAAUUUCUCCCGUAUUUACAAUAGCUAUAAGAUAUAACAUUAAACAUGGUGAAAACAUUUUAAUUUUAAUAUCUUAGUUAUCUACACUUGCAAAAUUCUGAGCAAUUUCCUGCAUAAGGGGAUCCUGAAAAUUGACUAAAACACAGCAUAAUUGAAAGACUUUUGUAGAAAUAUAUCUAAAUUGCUGCGGAACAUGCCUUAAAAUUUCACAAUUCUUAAUACGCUCAUUUGCUCUUUCAACAUGUAUGCGUGACUUAGCAAUUCUUCGACAUAGUUGGACCUCACUGGGGGUGUAUUGGGAUUUAGAUGUAAGAAAGGG
This is a messenger RNA of Saccostrea cuccullata (small rock oyster), 1183 nucleotides long. RefSeq lists its product as uncharacterized. Lineage: Eukaryota; Metazoa; Mollusca; Bivalvia; Ostreida; Ostreidae. The transcript has 5 exons. The record is from RefSeq and is a predicted model, not a curated record. The coding region runs from base 1 to 888 and encodes 295 amino acids.